AUGGUAAGGCAGACGGACGAGAGUCAGUUGAUGGAAUGUUCACCAUGAGUAACGUCCUGCAGCUGUGUGUGUGCGUCUCACUCGCUCUGUUCAUCACCGCUGGAGCCGUCGCAGUGCAAAGAGUGUUUGUGCCCGGAAAGCACUUCCUGUUGCUGUCAUGUGAUGGCCAGUCAGAUGUGGUGUGGAGACACGGAGGAACGAGUCUGAUAAAAGUGAACAACACGAAGCAGACACUCUUUUUAGAUGGGAAGUUGGAAAUCAAAAGCCUGGAAACCAGAGAUUCAGGCCUGUACUACUGCAACAACCAACUCAUUGCACACGUCACUGUUCUCACAGGUUAUAAUGUUGUUGUGUGUGAAGGUGGAACCCUGUACCUUCCCUGUACAAUCCCUAAACAGCGCUGGGCUUGUAAACACACUGAAGAGUCGAAGAAGGAGUUCAUCUCUACACGCUUCAAGAACGGAACAGUUAUAAAGGAACGUCCAGAUCCAUACUCACGUUUCACACACAUGUCAAACCAGCUCCAGAUCUUCAACAUACAGAAGCUCGACUCAGGAACCUACUUCUGCAGCGGCAAAGACGUUGCUGUUGUUAAUGUCACAUCAGAGAGAAACACAGAGUGGUGUCCCCCUACAGAAACAACAAAAUCAGGAAAAAAUGGCCAUCAGAAGUCUGGAAAUGUGGUGCUGGUUGCUGUCCUCGUUGUGUGUGUGUUAGCUGUGGUGACUCUCGUUCUGCUCCUGGUGAUCGUGUUUCUGAAGUUCAGCAGUAGGAAAAAACCCACAGAGGGAAGUGUGUUGGAGACACAUACUCACGAUGCGGACGCAGUGACGCUUCACGCCUCAGAUCGAAUGAAGAGCUCUAAUGAUGAGAUCCAUUAUGCGUCACUGGGAAGGCAUAACUGGAGAUCUCGAGGCUGUCAUCAGCAAAGCAGGCAGCAGGUCAUUUACUCCACACUGCUGCUGACUCCCACACACACAACUGCACACACACCUUAACACACACAUACACACACACACAUAUAUAUA
This is a messenger RNA of Silurus meridionalis, 1028 nucleotides long. RefSeq lists its product as uncharacterized. Lineage: Eukaryota; Metazoa; Chordata; Actinopteri; Siluriformes; Siluridae. The transcript has 9 exons. The record is from RefSeq and is a predicted model, not a curated record. Bases 36 to 998 code for a protein of 320 amino acids.